GCUAAUGUUGCUAAUGCUAUUUUUCAAAGAAGCUACAUUAAUGGACAGAGGUUCCUGACAGACUUGAAAGGUGCAUCGGUAUAAUAACACUUGGUACCAAUCUGAUGGCUGAAUAACCUACUUAACAGAUUAUAAACAAUAAAUAUCCUUGUUGUUGAGCUCAUGUCUAUUUAUUCAACAAUUCAGCAGCAAAAGAAAAUCGUUUCUGAAGUGAAAAUGUUGCUUACUCUGUCAAUAUUAUAUAGUAUUGUAAAACAGCAACCCUUUAUUUUGAAAGAGCUUUCGGAAGUGCUUGUAUCUUAUUGUGAACUUGACAGCUUGCUGUCCGCGCGGUGACAGAGAGAAAGAGAAAGAGAGGGAGAGAGAGAAGCGCAGAGAGAUACGGUAACCUGCAGGAGGACUCACAUGGUCCUGCUGCAGCGGACCAUACACCACCAGAACUCUCCAAAACCUCUCCCACUCAACUUCUUAUUUUUUUUUUAAAAAAAAUUCUCCCACUGUACCACCUUAUAGUUUUGUCUGUCUUUUAGAGGAAUUUCUUCUUCUUCUUCUUCUUUUUUUUUUUUUUUUUUUUUUUCUUCGCAUCCUUGCCGCGCGCAGCCCGGUCUCGGCCAGACUCGCGGCGUCUGGCCGGCGAAACAGCGUCAUGGCUCGGGAGAACGGAGACACCGGCAGCGGCGAGACGUGGAAGAAACAGGUCGACGACAUCAAGAAGGUCUUUGAUUUUAAAGAAGUCCUCGGAACAGGGGCGUUUUCAGAGGUGGUCCUGGCCCAGGAGAAGCUGACCGGCCGCAUGUUCGCCGUCAAAUGCAUCCCCAAGAAGGCUCUGAAGGGGAAAGAGAGCAGCAUCGAGAACGAGAUUGCCGUGCUGAGGAGGAUCAAGCAUGAAAACAUCGUUGCUCUGGAGGACAUCUAUGAGAGUCCGGACCACCUCUACCUAAUCAUGCAGCUGGUGUCGGGGGGAGAGCUGUUUGACCGAAUCGUGGAAAAAGGAUUUUACACAGAGAAGGAUGCGAGCACACUGAUCCGACAAGUCCUGGAUGCCGUGAACUACCUCCACAAGAUGGGGAUCGUGCACCGGGACCUGAAGCCAGAGAACCUGUUGUAUUUUAAUCCACAAGACGAAUCUAAGAUCAUGAUAAGUGACUUCGGUCUGUCAAAGAUGGAGGGCAGUGGCGACGUCAUGUCCACAGCCUGUGGGACGCCAGGAUACGUGGCUCCGGAGGUUCUUGCACAGAAGCCGUACAGCAAGGCGGUGGAUUGCUGGUCCAUCGGAGUGAUCGCCUACAUCCUGCUGUGUGGUUAUCCUCCGUUUUAUGAUGAAAAUGACUCUAAGCUGUUUGAGCAGAUCCUUAAGGCCGACUACGAGUUCGACGCCCCGUACUGGGAUGACAUCUCAGACUCCGCCAAGGACUUUAUCAGCUGUCUGAUGGAGAAAGAUCCGACCAAGAGGUUCACCUGUGAACAGGCCCUCAGGCAUCCCUGGAUCGCUGGGGACACAGCACUCUGCAAGAACAUCCAUGAGUCAGUCAGCCGGCAGAUCAGAAAGAACUUUGCCAAGAGCAAGUGGAGGCAAGCGUUCAACGCCACCGCGGUGGUGCGCCAUAUGAGGCGGCUACAACUUGGCAGCAGCAUGGGCAGCAGUAUGGACGCCUCCAACCCCAGGCCGAGCCAGACACAGAGGCCGGCCCAAAGCCAGAGCCAAGCGGGCCAGAACCAAACCGCUCAGAGCCAAAACAGCGGCCAGGCGGCGCCAAGCCAGGCCGCCAACAGCAACGCCAGCAAGAACUCCUCCAUAGAUAACAACGUAGCUGCUCCACGCAAAGAAUGUCUCCCUGCGCCCGUCACUCCUUGCAGCCUGGCAUCUGCCGCCUCUUCCCCGGCCGCCGGAACGGAGCUGAACCGGCCCCACCCGUCGGCGGUGCCUGCCCCGAUGAUGACAGAGACCAAGUGACGGCAGGUCCCGCGGGGCACCAGCUGGGAGGCCACAGCACUGUGAGAACGAGAGAGUCUAAGGUUCCAACAACAACGUCAAAAAGAAAAUGUGAAAGGGACGAGCAGAGAAGAGCGCCACCGUACUCUUCACCGUCCUUCCCGCUCUUGGAUGCGUUCUCUCUUGGAUAUGCCGCCCAACUAGUUCCCCGCCCUGCUCGAAGGAGAGCAGAGGACUCCAUUACCCACAAAACCCUUACGACGAUUGACGCCGCCAUUGCCAUACGUCACGGCCACCAGGAUAGCUUGCAGGAUUCUUCUCGUAGCAUCAAGGCAUCCACUGACCCUCACCGAGCAAGUCUGCAUGGUCGGCUGCUCUGUGCUUACGCUGCAACCUUUGGGGGGGAGGGGCUUAUGGAAUCUGGGCUGUCCUGUUUCGGUUUGUUCCGAUUUUUUAUUUUAUUUUAUUUUUUUAUUUUUUGACUGUUGGCAACUGGAUUGUUUGGUUCUUUUUGCUUCCUGUUGAUUUUAAAGGCAGCACCGUCACUUUGGUGUGAUUACUGUAAAUAAGCCAUAGCUGAGAUAACUGACGAGGAGUCAGCCCCUUCAUCGUCGUUGUUCUGUAGGCAUUCCUCUCGAUGACGCCCUGUUUCCCAUAAUUCCGUUGUCUCAUAUCACCGUCACUGCAUUCUGUGUUUUGAACAUUGAUGCAAAACACAGUCGGACCGUCUUCUGCGCAACCAGCCCUCUUCGUUUGCACAGACACUACCCAUGUUGAUACGUUUGGGCGAAAGUCUCAUGAAAGCUCCUCGGCCGCUUGUUUUCACCGUUCACGCUUGCAGAAGUGCUUUAAAAAGUACCAUGUGACUGUUUGGAGAUCUGGAGACAUGCGCUUUAUCUUUUUUGCACAGGGAAAGGUCAGACAUGUUGUCUCUGACCAAUGAGCUGCCAUGCACACGGAUUUAUCAGACAAAAGAAGAAGACAUUAAACCUAGAAACACAAACGGAUGUCUUCUAACGGUUAAAUUGUGUGAAGUUAUCGAAUUCGUUGGAUGAUUUUAUUUUUUUUAUGUCUUUUUGUAACAAUCAUCCUUUAAGGGAGACGCACAGAAGAAGCUGCGGACUGCAGAGAAUGAGAUAGAUCUGAGAACUGCCUCCACAUGGGAGUGUUAGUCACUAUGAAUGAGUUAGAGACCCGCCAGCAGCGCAAGAAUGUAUUCACACCCUUUGAGCUUUUUAGUCGCAUUACAACACAUUUCAGCAUAAAUUUUUAGCAUAAAUGCUAACCUCAGAUUUUUCUUGUCAGAACAUUCAUUCCAGCUUUAGGGGCAAAAAUCAUCGCUUGGAUCAAUUUGACUGGCAGCCAAAUAAAAGUUAAAUAAAUUACUUUAACUUAUAUUUUAUUGUAAUGAUUAAAAAAAUAGUAGAUUUUAUUAUUUUAAAAAAUGAUUAAAGACAUUUAUUAGAUACAUUUUUUUUGUCAUUUUCAUCUUCCCUCCAUCGUUCUGAGGCCCCCUGGUGGCCUCGGAAAAUAUACAUCGAAGUUUGUGGCGUUACUUUGGCAAAGCACGCAAAAGUUCAAGGGAUGUGGAUACUUUUUCUUUCUUUAAGUACGGUGGUCUUGAAUGCAGGAUGGGCAGGAAACCAGUUGCGAGCGUCAGGAUGCCGUCCUCCCUGACGUUUGUUCCCCUCUCUGACGAAGCCAUGAUCUGACCUGCUGGUUCUUUAAGUUGACCUCAGGGAAACCUGCAGCUGCACUGUGAGCUGGCUAACCCCAGCUUCCUGUUGGCUUUGUUGUUUUUUUUUUCCUCUUUUGUUCACAGGAAGCGUUCUGGGCAUGGCUGCGGGUUACGAUCCGAUGUUUAAGAUCUGAGCUCGGCUCUUAUCCCGACGCAUUAAAGAUGUGUGACAUGA
Molecule: messenger RNA, 3846 nt
Organism: Xiphophorus hellerii (green swordtail)
Lineage: Eukaryota; Metazoa; Chordata; Actinopteri; Cyprinodontiformes; Poeciliidae
Gene: camk1da
Product: calcium/calmodulin-dependent protein kinase 1Da
Exons: 11
Coding region: 647-1954 (435 amino acids)
Biological process (GO): protein phosphorylation
Molecular function (GO): ATP binding; protein kinase activity
Source: RefSeq, a predicted model, not a curated record